Messenger RNA from Pyrus x bretschneideri (Chinese white pear), 1180 nucleotides. Its product is annotated as transcription factor MYB80-like. The record is from RefSeq and is a predicted model, not a curated record. NCBI's taxonomy places the organism in Eukaryota, Viridiplantae, Streptophyta, Magnoliopsida, Rosales, Rosaceae. The transcript has 3 exons. Bases 116 to 1099 code for a protein of 327 amino acids.
UUGUUGACAUUUUCGUUUAAGAAAACCUCGAUAGCAUGAAGAAGAUUAUUAUUGGCAUUUUUUAAGUUGAGGAGUAAAAGUUCUUCGAAAAAUAGAUAGAAAAAGAAAGAGAAAGAUGGGUCGGAUUCCAUGCUGUGAGAAGGACACUGUGAAAAGGGGGCAGUGGACUCCUGAAGAAGAUAACAAGCUCUCUUCCUACAUUGCCCAACAUGGCACUCGUAACUGGCGCCUCAUCCCCAAAAAUGCUGGUUUACAAAGAUGUGGGAAAAGCUGCAGGCUACGUUGGACAAACUACCUUCGCCCUGACCUUAAGCACGGACAAUUCUCCGACGCGGAAGAGCAAAUAAUUGUUAAGCUCCACUCCAUUGUUGGCAACCGAUGGUCGUUGAUUGCAGCGCGACUACCUGGCCGCACCGACAACGAUGUGAAAAAUCACUGGAACACCAAGCUGAAGAAGAAGCUAUCAGGCAUGGGGAUCGACCCCAUCACACACAAACCCUUUUCCCACCUCAUGGCCGAGAUUGCAACCACACUAGAGCCGCCACAGGCGGCUCACCUUGCAGAAUCAGCACUCGACUUCUUUAAGGACGAAAUGCUCCACCUCCUUACAAAGAAGCGCAUGGACUUCCAGCUCCAACACAUCAAUCCAACGCCGGGAAACAGCACGGCCACGUACAUUAACAGAAAGCAGGAAGAAAAAGACGUUACUAUUGAAAAGAUCAAGAUUGGUUUAUCUAGGGCAAUGCAAGAACAACCAGACAUGUUAAACUCAAACAAACUUUGGACGGACACUACUGGAGCAACAUCUAUGAACAUCACAGGGAACUACAGUCCUUUCCCCUUGCCCAUGUCUGGAAUUCAGUACGGCCAUUCAACGUUUGGGAAUGAAGGCAAUGGAUCGCUGUGGAGCCAGAGUCUAUGUACUGGAAGUACGGCAGCAGAUCAGCUGGGCCAGUUGCAUGACAAACUUGAGGUGGAAGAAAACGGAGAGGAGUCCACGGGUGGAAAGGAGCUGAGAAACGGAUCAUCCAACAUAUUCAACUCGGAUGGUCUCUUGUGGGAUUUACCAUCUGAUGAUCUGAUGAAUCAGAUGGUUUAGUAUAAAUACAAGUGUGAAGGAAAUUUAAAAGAUAGGCUCAAAUCCCUGAAAUUUCUUGUGGCUGUGACAAUGCCAAUGUAA